This is a messenger RNA of Coccidioides immitis RS, 1948 nucleotides long. RefSeq lists its product as uncharacterized. Bases 1 to 1845 code for a protein of 614 amino acids. The transcript has 6 exons. NCBI's taxonomy places the organism in Eukaryota, Fungi, Ascomycota, Eurotiomycetes, Onygenales, Onygenaceae. Gene Ontology annotation, molecular function: FAD binding. The record is from RefSeq and is a predicted model, not a curated record.
AUGAGCAUCGACAUAGAAGAAACAACGGUCCUCAUUGUAGGCGCAGGACCAAGCGGUCUAGCCCUCGGGGCCUUGCUUGGCCGCAUGAACAUCAAGGUGGUUAUCCUGGAGAAAGAGGUCGAGGUCUGCGAAGAUCCUCGUGGUAUCGUGGUCAAUGGCGAUGCAGUUCGCAUUUCGUAUCAAAUUGGUAUUGGAGAGGGAUUGACGAAGAGAAUUGGAAAAGAUAUUGGUGUGCUUAAUUUUCACCGAGGAAACUUUAGGCAGCCAACGUUUAUGACAUUCGACAUUACUGUCGACUGGGCCGAACAAGCAGUUUCAAAUAACCUCACUCAGUUUCAGCCGAACUAUGAGCGAGAGAUCCGAAACCUUAUCACACAAUUCCCUACCUGCGAGAUCCGAACGGGAUGCGAGGCCAUAGCCCGAGAGGAGAAUGGUGACCACACAAUUCUUGAGUACGUUACGCAAGACGGGACGAAGCGAUAUAUCCGUACAUCAUGGCUUGUCGGUGCGGACGGGAAGCGUGGUGUUGUACGGAAGAAGUUCCUGGAACCAGAAGGUAUCAGGCAAGAGGAUGGCUUCUAUACUUAUGUUGGAACGUGGGUUGCUGCCAAUCUGCACAUCACGACACCGACGCCGAAAUCGCAUCCGCAGUUUCCGCUUUGGCAGCUGGGGUACACCCCACAGCAGGUACAUGAUGCCUUUUGGCCAAGCGGAUUCCAUUCGAAAAGACCUGCCGUCAGCGGGAGAUUUGGGCCACCAAACUCAGGAUUCUGGAGGCACGAAUUUUCGGUCGAGCCAGAAGACACCCUUAAAGAUGUUGAAGGGGAUUUCUGGAAGCAAUUCGGAUCUUGGAUGAUCAUUCCCGGGUCAAAGUUUUCGUGGAAGCUGCGGAAAACUCUCGUCGAGUUCCCAAGAGACUGCAUCAAGAUCGUACGGUGCAGACCAUUCACGUUUGCAACAAAAGUAGUUAAUCGAUGGUACUGCCGCAAGACGAUGCUAGUCGGCGAUGCCGCCCACGUCUUCCCACCUUUUGGCGGCCAGGGCAUCGCGGCAGGCAUUCGUGACGCACAAGCACUCAGCUGGAGACUGGCCCUGAUGACUAACCUAGGGGUCUCAGUUCAGAUCCGAGAAAGAAUCCUGACGGGAUGGAGCCAGGAGCGCCGUCACGCGUGGAACGCAGCGACGCUAGCAACCAAACUGAACGGCAGCAUUGUGAACCAGCGGUCUCUGCUCGGCGGACUGGUUUAUCGAAUGUGGAUGCGUUUCCUGUGGUGGUUCCCCGGCAUCGCGCGGCUCAGAACGCGCCGUGCAUUCCGAGACAAGCUCGUUUACAGCUCCAAAACGUGCCCUGACGGUUUCUUCCUGGAGAAGGCAGGCGGUGGACGGAAAGUCGCACAGAUCUGGGUGCGCAGACAGGGCGAAAAGCCAGCGCUGUCUGACGGUGUGUUCCUCCGUAGCCUACCGCACUUUGGCCUCCUGGUCAUCGUCAGAAGUUCGACAGAUGCGAACCCUAAGGAGAUCGAAGAGGCCAUCAGAGCAGCGGAUCUACCAGAGGAGAUCCUCACUUCCAAGGACGUGACGUUCUUCUGUCUGAAUGUCCAGGCUGGGAACUCAUUGAGCAAACUCGGGGCAGAACAACAGACGUACUAUCCGUGCCGGACACAGGAGUUGUUGGAGGAAGGCAUCACUCCCAUCAAGGGAUACCGUGAGACAGCAGUGCAGGAUCGCUAUGCUAAGUCGGCCAAGUAUGUUCUCAUACGGCCUGAUUUUUUCGUUCACUCUGUGGCAGCAAAUGCCGGGGAGCUGGCAGCAAAUCUUCAGGAGGUCAAGGGGUAUUUUUCUUAGGGUUGUUAUGACCUAGCUUGUUUGUUGACGUGCCUGUUAUUCGUUAUAGCCAUGUAUGGAGUAGCUCUGAUAUUUAAAAUAAGCCAAGUGGUCCGAAGAGCCA